Molecule: messenger RNA, 1221 nt
Organism: Mycena indigotica
Lineage: Eukaryota; Fungi; Basidiomycota; Agaricomycetes; Agaricales; Mycenaceae
Exons: 4
Coding region: 1-1221 (406 amino acids)
Source: RefSeq, a predicted model, not a curated record
AUGCCCAAGGCAGAGCGCCUUCCGACAUCGUCUGCCGACUUCAACCUCCCCGCGAAUCCACCCAUCACCUCCCUUGGUGCUAGUUUCAUUGACGACUCGAGUAUCAUAGCACACCGUUUCCGCCGCCCUAGUCUGCUCGCUCCAAAAGCAGGCAUUCAUGGAGACAGCCGUCUCCAUAGCCCCUUGGCUGCCUCAUUCAAACCCUUGUCUCACCGAAGACGUGCCAGCCAGAGCACCUCCAGUCUCGACGAAUACGACACCUUCUGGUCCGACAUUUCGCCACCCAGCAGUUCAGAGAACCCUACUCCUCCCCUCACUGGUACCGACAAUGCAGAUGAACCCAGACGGUCUGCUCCUCCGUCGACCCCGCCACGAAGGUCACUCUCACGAGGUUCGGACCGGUCCAAGGGCAGGCGCAUGUCAUAUCCACUUAAGACACCUCGUAUUCUAAAUCUUCUUGCCGAGUCUCGAACAGUUGAAAACGAGGUGCAAUCAGAAGCAGCUUUCCAGCGCUUACUCGCCUCCGGUGUUGAUAUUCCACGCACGCCACGCACUGUCGCAGAUCGAGGCAGAUUUCCAGAAGAGGCUGUUCAAGACGACUUGUUCCAGCGUGAAGACACUCCCAGCGACGACGACGACGACGAUGCGGACUUUGCCAUUCCUCAUGGCACCGACCCCAUCAACAUCAAAACGCCUGCAGGCAGCGUUGCUGGGAGUGUAAAUGGGGAUGAAAUGUUUGUGGCCGAAAGCCCCAGUCUCUCGGCUAUGGACGUGGAUGUUCCCUCAGGUUCUCCGUCUCUUUCGUCUAUUUCCUCCAUGUCCAUCAGCGGUUGGCGCUCAACACCUCCCCCAACAACAAGCGCUGUUCGAUCCAACAAACGGAAAUUUGAUGAACGUUUCGACCCAUAUCAGAAUGCUUCUAAACGGAGAGCGGUAUCGCCGUCCCUAUCACAUCUCCUUCCGUCGUCUCCCAAAAGCCGUUCCAAUCCUCGCCUCCCCAUCGCAAUACCUAUCAUUUCCGGCUCAGCCGUAAGCUCUGCCGCAUCGUCUCCCACUAUUGGCGUUGGCACAGCUGCGUAUUUCGCCAUGGCCCGACCCGUUUCAAGCCCAAUUUUGAGAUCUAUGGGUCUCGCCAGCCCUAUUUUACGUCCUAUUCCCCGCCGAAGAGGUGAAGAAGAAGAGCGGGAAAUCGAGGGUGUUGGCGGUCUCACCCUUGGAUAA